AUGGAGAGAGACUCUGAACCCCUCCACCAGGGGGAGCCGCUGGGCAACCAGUACUCGGGAUCCCAGAGUCUGGAAGGAGGAGGAGGGGAGGAGAGGGGUUGGGACAGGGGAGAGAACUGGGGUGAAGGAGUGGGAGAAAGAAGGGAGGGAGGGAGGGACACAGAAGAAGCGGCAGGAGACUGGGAGCCCCAGUACGGGGAUCCGAAUCUGGGGCAGGAUCCCGGAGAGGAGAGGGGUCCGGUGGAGGACAGUGAGCGAGGGGAGGGAUGGGGGCAGGACCUUGCAGAAUUCUGGGGUGAGUCACCCCUGCAGGGGCCGGACCUGCCUCCCUGGGACUUGGGUUCGAGUGGCACAGACGAGGAGCUGCUGGAGCGCUCUGCUGCGUCGGGGGAGCGGGGCAGCUCCGUGGGGGGAGGCAGCCUCGAGAAGCUGAGCGUGACGUGGACUGACAACCCGCUGACUUUCUGUCAGCUUCCUGUUAAUCAGUCAGACUGUUACACAGAGACAGGGGACAGUGUAACAGGGGACAGUGAGACAGAGGACAUCAUGACAGGGGACAGAGAGACAGGGGGCAGUGUGAUAAGGGACAGCGUGACAGGGGACAGAGAGACAGAGGACAGUGAGACAGGGGGCAGUGUGAUAGGGGACAGUGAGACAGGGGACAGCGUGACAGGGGACAGUGGUUUGGACCGUGAGGAGGUCAGUGACCCGGCUCCUAUCCCAGGCUCUCCAGGACCCAGCGGAGAGGGCGGUCCUGUGCAGGGAGGGGCUGUUGGAGAGAGAGAGGAGGGGAGCAGCGUGCAGGAACAGGAACGAGAGGCCCAGGAUUGUCCCUCUUCCAGCCCUGAGGAGACUCCUCUCACAGAAGCUGCAGAAAUCCACACUGCAGACAGCACUGGAGCUGCUGAGGGGCCCCUGUGUGGCCCGGUCGAGGGGCCCCUGGUCACGGAGGAAGGAGUGAGCGGUAACCACGGCGAUGCCUCGCAGGAGGAGGGGGAGGGGGAGGAGGAGAGGGCGGAGCCAGGAGAUCUCACCCCUGCGAUGUACUUUGAAGGACUCGACACGACUCCAGACCCCCCCCAGCUCAGACUGGACUGGGAGAGGCUGUGGGAGAGCCGUCGGGCCAGUCCCCCCCCCCACGCCAACGGAAACAAAGUGGACAGCGAAGCAGCCCGCAGGCUGGCCGCCCGGCUUUUCAAUCUGGAGGGAUUCAAGAGGGGCGACGUGGCGAGACACCUGUACAAGAAUAACGAGUUCAGCAGUGUGGUAGCGGAGGAGUAUCUCAAGUUUUUUGAUUUCUCUGGACAGACCCUCGACCAGGCCUUGAGGUCCUUUCUGAAGGAGUUUGUUCUGGUGGGAGAGUCCCAGGAGAGGGAGCGGGUGCUGCAGCACUUCUCACAGCGGUACCAACACUGCAACCCAGAACAGCUGAGCACAGCCG
Acipenser ruthenus (sterlet) is the source of this 1441-nucleotide messenger RNA. RefSeq names its product PH and SEC7 domain-containing protein 1-like. Gene Ontology annotation, molecular function: protein binding; phospholipid binding; guanyl-nucleotide exchange factor activity. The record is from RefSeq and is a predicted model, not a curated record. Gene Ontology annotation, biological process: regulation of ARF protein signal transduction. NCBI's taxonomy places the organism in Eukaryota, Metazoa, Chordata, Actinopteri, Acipenseriformes, Acipenseridae.